Messenger RNA from Knipowitschia caucasica, 306 nucleotides. The record is from the annotation of a GenBank genome assembly. Lineage: Eukaryota; Metazoa; Chordata; Actinopteri; Gobiiformes; Gobiidae.
AUGCCCGCCGGCCCGCAGAGCACAGAGAGGGAUGAGAGAGAGAGGAAGCCACAUGCAGGAGGUCAGAUGGGAGGAGGGAAAAGUUUUGCAGGCUGUAAAAGUGCUAGUGUGGCAGUCUACGAGUCUGUCCAUCCGCCCGGCUCUGGAAGCUCAGCUGGCUUUGUCCCGAUGACCAUAAGCGAACACGCAGCACAUCAGUACACGCCUGGCCGCCUGCUCAUCAGUGGUGCCACGGCCCGCUGGCUCCUCUCGGCCCACGUCAUCUCCACUUCUAUUUUCAGCGCACCUCUGACUGCUAUCGGAUGA